AUGCAGCCUCAUUACACUCAGGGAGACCAUGUGCAGCCACUGUCCCGCGAAAUGAAACGCAUAGUAGAUGGGAAUGUACGUCCCUUUUACUCUAGUCUUUUCCUUGAUCCAGAGGAGGCGCAAUAUUUACAGCACUUGGCAGAGAGGCGCAGAGAGUCUAGAUUGGCCUUUCUGAUGCGUCAAGAGGAAACCAAAAGAAACAUCCGAAAUCAAUCCCUUAUUGUUAAGGACUGGGCAAAAAGGGCGCCAAGGGCCAGCGGACAGAGUGCAGAUGGAUGGUCCAAAUACCGCUUGUCAAUUGAAAGGCAGAGCAGGGAGAUUCAGGAUGUUGAGGUCGACGAUCGUGAGUCCUUUACGAUCCCUGCGCGUCCAAAGCCAGGGUCACAAGUAACUCAGUUUCAGAGGUCGAUACAAAAGAAGACAGCAUCGCUAUUUGAUGAAAAGGCCCCAGUUCAGAAAGGAUUAGCAACAUGUCGCCCACUGUUUCCUAUUGCAGGGCCUCAAACUGUCACAGAAGGUGACUCCGCAAGAAGUGCUAGCCCUUGUUAUACAAGGCUUUCAGAGAUAGGCGCGCGGUACUCCAGAGAGAAGCUUGAAAGCCCAUUGAACCGAUGUCUUACAAUUGACGCCGAACAGAUUUUGUCAAGCAUGCAGCGCCAUGAAGAUCGGUUUAGUGCAAGAUUAGUGUCACUUAGUAAGCCGAAUCCCUUAACAAACACGGAGCCGCCAUGA
Molecule: messenger RNA, 732 nt
Organism: Giardia duodenalis
Lineage: Eukaryota; Fornicata; Diplomonadida; Hexamitidae
Exons: 1
Coding region: 1-732 (243 amino acids)
Source: RefSeq, a predicted model, not a curated record